AGCUAAAGCUUCAUCAACCUAACAAGGAAAGAAAAAAAAAAAAGAACCCUGUAAGAAUGAGAAAAGUUAGAUUUAUUUGCUCUACUCUUACCUAUCAGCUUCUUCUAUUGUUUUUAAUAAUUCUGAAAACUGUUUCAUCUAAAGAAGAAGAAACAAAGAAUUUUUACAUUGUUUACUUGGGAGAUGGUCCUUUGAGCCAAGCCUCUGCAGCUCGAAAACACUUGAGCCUUCUCAGCUCUGUCAAGGCAAGUGAACAUGAUGCUAAAGAGUCCAUGAUUUAUAGCUAUACAAAGAGCUUCAAUGCCUUUGCUGCAAAGCUAUCUAAAGAUGAAGCCGAAAUGUUAAUGGAAGUGGAUGAAGUGGUUUGUGUGUUGCCAAAUCGAUAUCACAAGCUACACACAACAAAAUCAUGGGACUUCAUUGGGUUUCCACAAACAGCUAAAAGAAAUUUGAAGCUCGAGAAAAACAUUGUUGUGGGUAUGCUAGAUACAGGAAUCACACCACAGUCAGAUAGCUUUAAGGAUGAUGGAUUUGGUCCACCACCCCAUAAUUGGAAAGGAACAUGCCACCAUUUUCAAAAUUUCUCAGGAUGCAACAACAAGCUAGUAGGAGCUAAAUACUUCAAGCUUGAUGGUAACCCCGACCCAGCUGACAUUCUAUCACCUAUAGACGUGGAUGGGCAUGGCACCCACACAUCAUCAACCUUAGCAGGAAACCUAGUCCACAACGCGAGCCUUUUUGGGCUAGCCAAAGGCACUGCUCGUGGUGCAGUGCCUUCGGCUAGGAUAGCUAUAUACAAAGUAUGCUGGGUCAGCUCAGGAUGUGCCGACAUGGACAUCCUCGCUGCAAUGGACGAUGCUAUCACCGAUGGUGUGGAUGUUAUAUCCAUAUCCAUAGGUGGGGCGACUGAGGAUUUUGUCACUGAUUCUAUAUCGGUCGGUGCAUUCCAUGCCUUGAAGAAGGGAAUUAUCACGGUGGCUUCUGCUGGGAACGAUGGCCCGAGCUUGGGUUCUUUGUCUAACAAUUCUCCAUGGCUUCUUACUGUGGCAGCCACUGGGAUUGAUCGACAAUUUAGGAGUGCAGUCAAGUUGGGAAAUGGACAAAGUUUCUCGGGGAUUGGGAUUAACUUAUUUGGUGCAAACGAAAAAUUUUACCCCAUUGUCAGUGGGGCUGAUGUUUCCAUGAAUGCAGGAAGCAAGGAAUUAGCAAGGUUCUGUUAUGGUAACACAUUGGAUCCUGCAAAGGUAAAAGGACGGCUUGUUUACUGUAUGCUAGGCCAGUUUGAUGCUGAUUCUGUUGUUAAAGGAAUUGGAGGAAUCGGCACAGUGGUCGAAAGCGAGCAAUACCUUGAUACUGCUCGUAUUUUUAUGGCACCGGCCACCGUGGUCAAUAUGACUGUAGGGGAAACUAUAGAUAAAUAUAUACAUUCCGCAAGCAGAUCAGCUUCAGCAGUGAUAUACGGGUCACAUGAAGUCAAAGUUUCAGCUCCUUUUGCUGCUUCAUUUUCAUCUAGGGGCCCAAAUCCAGGCUCACAACAUCUUCUCAAGCCUGAUAUUGCAGCCCCUGGUGUGGACAUCUUGGCAGCUUACACUCUUAUGAAUUCCCUCACCGGGUUAAAAGGUGACACCCAGCAUUCAAAGUUCACUCUCAUGUCUGGCACUUCCAUGGCCUGCCCGCAUGUUGCUGGUGUAGCCGCCUAUGUAAAGUCAUUUCACCCUACUUGGACACCAGCUGCAAUCAGAUCUGCAAUCAUGACCACAGCAAAACCGAUGAGCCGGAGGGUGAACAAGGAUGCCGAAUUCGCCUAUGGUGCCGGCCAAUUGAAUCCUACCAAAGCCAUAAACCCUGGCCUUAUCUAUGACAUGGACGAGAUGUCUUAUAUUCAAUUCCUAUGUCACGAAGGCUACAGCGGAUCAUCUAUAGCUCAUUUAGUGGGCACAAAGUCCAUAAAUUGCUCCUCGUUGCUUCCUGGAUUUGGCUACGAUGCCCUUAACUACCCAUCAAUGCAACUUAACAUGAAAAAUGGCAAACAGCAAAGUGUAGGUGUUUUCAUGAGAAGAGUGACCAAUGUAGGUCCAGCAUUGGUGUAUAAUGCUACCAUUAAAGCUCCCAAAGGAGUGGAAAUCACAGUUAAGCCCAAAAGCCUAAUCUUCAGUCGUAGCUUGCAGAAACGAAGUUUUAAGGUGGUGGUGAAGGCAAAACCAGUGGCAAGCACUGCAUUUACGGUGCUAUCAGCUUCGCUUGUAUGGAAAAGCACUCGCCACACUGUGAGAAGUCCUAUUGUAAUCUAUACUCUCCAAGACUAAAAUAUUACUAGUCAUAUAUAAAAGGGGCCAUGCAAGUGCAACCCGUUCUAUA
Gossypium raimondii (Peruvian cotton) is the source of this 2358-nucleotide messenger RNA. Its product is annotated as subtilisin-like protease SBT4.14. NCBI's taxonomy places the organism in Eukaryota, Viridiplantae, Streptophyta, Magnoliopsida, Malvales, Malvaceae. The record is from RefSeq and is a predicted model, not a curated record. The transcript has 11 exons. Gene Ontology annotation, molecular function: serine-type endopeptidase activity. The coding region runs from base 57 to 2306 and encodes 749 amino acids. Gene Ontology annotation, biological process: proteolysis.